This is a messenger RNA of Prorocentrum cordatum, 303 nucleotides long. NCBI's taxonomy places the organism in Eukaryota, Dinophyceae, Prorocentrales, Prorocentraceae. The record is from the annotation of a GenBank genome assembly.
AUGGAUGCCCAGGAGAACAUAUGCCCAGACCCAGUGUCCUGGCGGAGAAGAACAUCACUGACAGGCACCCAACGUUUCCUGGGUGUUGUUGUGUUGACGUGGUGGCGUACUGGUUGCUCGAGCUAUCAAUUGCUGCGCCCGCGGCGACACGAAGUGGUUGCGGAGCAGGUGAAGCCAGCGUCAGGUGCAGCAGAAGCUUUCGCGAGGGUGCUCUGCUGUUUUGCGAAAAGGCGUGACCGUCACUCUCCGAACGUGUCUGCUACCACUAACACACACGCGCACUUGCGUGCGACGCUGGCGCGC